Pseudomassariella vexata is the source of this 1164-nucleotide messenger RNA. RefSeq names its product eukaryotic translation initiation factor 3 subunit G-domain-containing protein. The record is from RefSeq and is a predicted model, not a curated record. Bases 122 to 1000 code for a protein of 292 amino acids. NCBI's taxonomy places the organism in Eukaryota, Fungi, Ascomycota, Sordariomycetes, Amphisphaeriales, Pseudomassariaceae. Gene Ontology annotation, cellular component: cytoplasm; eukaryotic translation initiation factor 3 complex. Gene Ontology annotation, molecular function: translation initiation factor activity; RNA binding. The transcript has 3 exons.
UCGAAUUUAGAUAUUUCCCACAUUUGACCUCCAAAAAACCAUCAUUGCGCAAAGACAGCAACGAGUUUCUGCACAAAUCAACGAUCAACCACACGCCGGAUAGCACAGAAAUACCUUCAUAAUGUCGAACAAGCAAAGAGAUUGGGCCGACGACGAUGAUCUCGACGAGACUACGACGACGGAGCUGCCGCCGCCGCAGACGAUGCAAAAUAAGGACGGAACCAAAACGACGGUGACCUGGCGCUACAACGACCAAGGCCAGAAGGUCAAGACGACGCGGCGGAUUCGGCUGGUGACGCACCGCGAGGUAGUCGACCCGCGUGUGGCCGAGCGCAAGACGUGGGCCAAGUUCGGCCUAUCGGAGAAGGACGGUGCGGGACCCCAGAUGGACACGACGUCGGUGGGCGAGAACAUCAUCUUCCGCCUGUCGACCAACUGGCGCAAGGACACCAAGGAGGAGGGCAAGGACGCCGGCGCCACCGCCAUGAAGGAGAAGCUGAAGGACAAGACGGUCAAGUGUCGUAUCUGUAAUGGCGAGCAUUUCACUGCUCGCUGUCCCUACAAGGAUACCAUGGCCCCCGUGGGUGCCGAGGGUGCCGCGGGCGACCCAGCUGCUGGCAUGGGCGACGAGCCUGCAGCUGCGGGAGGAGCUGGUGCGGGUAAGAAGGGCAGCUACGUCCCGCCGGCUCUGAGAGGGUCCGGUGCGGGUGCGGGCGAGAAGAUGGGCGGCAAGUAUGGCGAAAGGGACGACCUUGCUACGCUACGUGUCACGAACGUCUCCGAAAUGGCAGAGGAAAGCGAGCUUCGCGACAUGUUUGAGCGUUUUGGACGCGUUACUCGCGUGUUCUUGGCCAAGGACCGCGAGACGGGUAUGGCAAAGGGCUUUGCAUUCAUCAGCUUUGCGGACAGAGGCGAUGCUGUCAAGGCGUGCAGCAAGAUGGACGGCUACGGUUUCAAGCAUCUGAUUUUACGUGUCGAGUUCGCAAAGAAGGCUGCGUAAGCGGGAGAGGAACGGGAUAUGGUGGGCAUCGGAAAAAUGCAGAUAGACUGAAUGCUCUGCUAAUGGUUUAUGAUGAAAAUUGGGCCCUGGUGUUUAUUUGCACAAUCGCAAUGUUGACAUGGUUACAUGAAAAUGAGCAGUGAUGAAAAGCCGGCUGCAAUCUG